Molecule: messenger RNA, 1015 nt
Organism: Stomoxys calcitrans (stable fly)
Lineage: Eukaryota; Metazoa; Arthropoda; Insecta; Diptera; Muscidae
Product: mitochondrial transcription rescue factor 1
Exons: 3
Coding region: 189-797 (202 amino acids)
Source: RefSeq, a predicted model, not a curated record
AUUCGAUGCUUAGUCAUCGUUUAUACACAGUACAGUUAUAACUGUACAUUGGUUUUAAUUCUGUAUUUUUAAUACACGUGUUUUAAUUUACAGUUGGUGGGGACACCAACUUCGGAAGUACAACCUGGCAUAUAGAGUCGUACUCUGCCAUUUCGAUUAAAGUCCAAAAAAAAAAAAAAAGAAAAAAUAUGCUAAAAAUUUCCCAUAUUAGACAACUACAAUUAUUAUUUAGGGCAGUUACGAUAACUCAGAGCCAUAGCCAGCUUCCUGGGGCAAGCUAUACCUAUAGAAACGAUGAAUUAAGGUCUCCCGCACUACUAUCUUCACUUGUGAAUAGCACCAGGAGUGUCGGUCUAACGGCUUCUCUGCAAAAAUACAAUAAAAAGGAUGUGGAAUCUGAUAGCGAUGAUGAAGAGGUAACCGAGUUCAAGGAUGAGAGAGACUCAAAGGUUGUAAAGACCAAGGUAAAUUCAUUGCGGGCAGAUUUAAUUUUAAAGGCUGGUCUGGGUAUAGCUAGAAACAAAGUAGAGAAUAUAUUCUAUGAAAGUCGCAUACGAGUCAAUGGCAAGAAACUGCAAAAGAAAAGUGUUCAGCUCCAUGAUGGCGAUGAGAUUGACGUCAUUCGCGGCUUUAGUCAACAAAAUCCUUCUCACCUGGUAAUAUCCCGCGUUAUCAUUCUUGCGGCAGAUCCUCGUGAAGAAGGCUUUAGUGUACAAUUAAGGCGAUACAAGAGUUUGUUAAUAGAAAAUUAUCCGGGAGCAAAUGCAUAUAAAUCAUCAGGCUCUGUGGAACAUUGAUUUGCUUCAAACCAGUUUUGUUACCUCAACAACUGCCUAAUUAGUUUUAACUAUCAAUAUGAGGCCGAUAUUAUGUUUCUUUCCUCUUCUAUGUUAAUUUUUUUGGGAAAGCAGUGUUAAGCGAAACCAUUUUCAAAAUAACUGUCUUGUGUAAUGAAUAUAUUUAUAAGCAUUGAUAAAAGCACACAAAUGAAAGACUCGAUAAAACUUAAAAAAUA